AUGGCUCUCACAGCGCAGUAUGGCGGCACCGCUGGCCCGAUCAGCACCGUCGUACCUUCCCCGGACGGGUCUGUCUUCGAGCGUGUCCCCUUGGCACCUGACAAAGUGGAAGGUCCAGCUCAAGUGCUGUCGUUCCUGGGCAUCGAGCUGGACUGUGGCAGACUGGAGGCCCGGCUACCAGACACCAAGUUGCAAGAUCUCCGCACCUUGCUCGACCAGUAUGUCAACCGUGGCGACAUGACCCAACGCGAACUCGACUCACUAUUGGGAAAACUCUCCUUCGCAGCUCGGGUAAUUAUACCUGGUCGGACAUUCAUGCGCCGACUCUGGGAUAUUUGUCACCGUUACAGUCAGCCACACUAUAAGAUCAAACUCUCAGUCGAGGCUCUGGAAGACCUGAAGUGGUGGCAACGCCUCCUCUCGCAAUGGAACGGAAAGUCCUUCUUUCAUAUGCCAAAUUGGACCCCGUCUCCCGACAUCCAAUUGUUUACUGAUGCCAGCGGUUCGAUCGGCUGGGGCGCAUGUUAUGGCCAUCGCUGGAUCCAGGGACAGUGGUUGCCGGAACAAGCCGACUACUCCAUCGAGUGGAAGGAGAUGUUCGCCAUUGCCGCAGCUUGCUCCUCCUGGGGCCUUGAAUGGCGCAAGCUCCGCAUAAUCGUGUACUGCGAUAACGAAGCCGUAGUGGCAUGCCUGUCCAAUGGUUGUAGCCGCUCCCCCCCAGUCAUGGAUCUGAUACGACGGCUGUUCUUCAUGUGUGCUAACUUUGGCUUCAUUCUGUCAGCAAAGCAUAUUCCAGGAUGCACUAACAAAGCCGCUGAUGCUCUGUCUCGUUUUAACAUGCAGGCAUUUCGCGAGGCGGUUCCGGGAGCUCGGGCGACAGCCGACCUGUUCCAGUCAUUCUAA
Sycon ciliatum is the source of this 903-nucleotide messenger RNA. RefSeq lists its product as uncharacterized. Lineage: Eukaryota; Metazoa; Porifera; Calcarea; Leucosolenida; Sycettidae. Gene Ontology annotation, molecular function: nucleic acid binding. The record is from RefSeq and is a predicted model, not a curated record. The transcript is spliced from 2 exons. The coding region runs from base 1 to 903 and encodes 300 amino acids.